Molecule: messenger RNA, 1430 nt
Organism: Gadus chalcogrammus (walleye pollock)
Lineage: Eukaryota; Metazoa; Chordata; Actinopteri; Gadiformes; Gadidae
Product: B-cell receptor-associated protein 29-like
Exons: 8
Coding region: 298-1008 (236 amino acids)
Biological process (GO): intracellular protein transport; endoplasmic reticulum to Golgi vesicle-mediated transport
Cellular component (GO): endoplasmic reticulum membrane; endoplasmic reticulum
Source: RefSeq, a predicted model, not a curated record
UGCACGCAUGAAGACAACCAACUAGUAACUGAACCAAUACACUCCUAAUAAGGCAUUUUUGUAUCAACUAAUUGGUUGGCAGAUAAUAUCAAAUGGCAUUACUCUUUUCUAUCAGCUGGACAAACCAUCUUUUUGGGGUACUUUUUGUGAGACCAUGACGCCUCCAUUAAGUGAACAUUCGUGCGGAUGACGUAGGCUGAGGUUCGGCUCCGUGGAGCAGCUGUCGCGAGGCUGGCCGCUGUAUGCUGUCCAGAACUCCUCUAUACUUUUAAAGUUUGACCUACUUAUUCCGGUAGGAUGAGUCUUCAGUGGACCGCCGUGGCCUGCUUCCUCUAUGGUCAGAUAGUGGUUAACCUGGUCCUGUGCUUCCCCCUCAUCUCAGCUCAAAGGUGGCGGUCACUUUUCAACUGGACAAUAUGGAGCUGGUUUUCUCCGUAUUGGAACAAAGCCUUCUGCACCAUGAUCAUGGUCCUAGUUGUGCUUUUUUUCGACGCCGUUCGGGAGGUCCAGAAGUACUCCUCGCCCCAGACCGCACAGGACGCCACACUGAACCCCACCCUGUUUGACCACCUCCACAUGAAGCUGUUCAGAGCCCAGAGGAACCUCUACAUCUCAGGGUUCUCCCUCUUCCUGUGGCUUAUCAUGCGUCGCAUUGUGACCUUGGUGAACCAGGUUGCCUUAGCAACCACGGACAGCGCCGGGCUUCAGGCCCAGACGGUUGGCGCUAACCAGGCAGCCACCCGGUACCAGGCGGAGAACCUGCAGCUGAAACAGGCUCUUCAGGCGGAGGAGGAGAAAACCUCAGCCAAGAGCCGGCAGAUGGAGAAGGAGGAAGAGACAUGGGCCAGAGACCUGAAGGCUGCAGAGGAAGUUGUCCGUAAGGCCCGGGUUGAGUUGGAGGCUAUGAGGAGGCAGGCUAAGGGCCUCACACAGGAGUACGACAGACUGCUUACGGAACACACUCAACUACAGAAUCUUCAAAACACUGCGGACAAAAAGGACCAGUAACAUUUGACUCACGCUGGUUUGAUAUUAUUCCCUGUGAAUCCUCCGCUUUUAAAGUUUGAAUUUCUGUAUGAAUCAUUUUGCAACUCAAGGCAUUCACCUGCACUGCCAAUGUCCUCCUCUUCCUCUUACCUGUAGGGUAAACAUAGCUGUAGCACGUAUCACUAAUUAGGGGUCUGUUGCUUUAAGUAUGACAGUAAACCUGUACAGACACAACUACUGAAGUUACCACAUAAAUGAAUGUUGUUACUGUUAGGUGUGUGUUCCAUUUGAUGUAUCUGUAUAGGCUUGGAUGGCAGAACUUUUGAACAUUACAACGUGCAAUCGAUGUCACUUUACUGUAUUUAGUAUUUGAUAAAAAUAUUGAAAAACAAAAUAAAUACAUUAUGACUGCUGGUCUAAUACUAUUUAUUAUCUAGUAAUUG